AUGACUUCAAGAAUGAAUCUAACUUUGAAGAAUAAAUUAGUAAUAUUCGUUGUAGAAAAUCUCCAGAAUUUGAUAAAAAAACCUCCAGAUCUGUUCUUGUUUGUUGGUUCUGGUAGUGGUGGCGUUGGUGGAGAUGGAGGUGGUGGAAGAAAUGGAGGGGGCAGUGGAUGUGGGGGGUGGAUGUUGGUGGUAGGGACUGUAGAGGGGACUAGAGGGAUGACAUACGUGGGAAAGGCGACCAAGGGCGGUAGAAGUGGAGGGCGCGGCGGAAAUGGAGUAGCCGGGAGUGGAGGCAAAGCUGGAGAAGAUGAAGACGGAGGUGGGGUUGUUAAACGAUUUGGUGAAAUUGUGUUUAGAAUUUAG
Molecule: messenger RNA, 363 nt
Organism: Daucus carota subsp. sativus
Lineage: Eukaryota; Viridiplantae; Streptophyta; Magnoliopsida; Apiales; Apiaceae
Product: glycine-rich cell wall structural protein 1-like
Exons: 2
Coding region: 1-363 (120 amino acids)
Source: RefSeq, a predicted model, not a curated record